AAUAGAAAGUCUGCAAAACGACGCGAUACAUUCCGCGCCAUAAUUAUUAAUUAUUCCGUUUUGACAGUUGACGCUUUACGUUAUUUUAUAGCGCGUCCAAACCUCCAAAUUCAGUAUGGGCUCUUAUCGAGUAUACACCUCCUUUACUAUCUUUAGCGAUUCCCAAAUAACACUAUCCUUGUCCUACAAGGCAACGUUGUCAAUUGUAAAUUGUCAUUUCAUCAGUCGUCUGUCCCCUGCCACAAUUAUAUUGCUCUUGUUUUUCUCCGUAAUUUCUUAAAUUCUCGUACCGCAUUUAUUAAAAAAUCGUUCUUUUCAGAACGCAUAAAUCAUUUACAUUUUACAAGCGUUUUUAAGAGUAAUUGUGAUUGACAAUGCUUCCUAUCACAGCAGAAAGGUUGAGCAGAUUCCAACAAUGUCAUGGCGAAAAGAACACAUUAUGAACUGGCUUAUGGAGAAAGAAGUGCCCAUCAAGGACAACAUGUUGAAACGAGAUUUACUUGCUGCAGUAGCUGAAGUGAAACCUCGAUACGACAAGCACAAACUUGAUGUUACAGCACAAGAAAGAGGUCAUGAGAUUCUUCGUUUGCCACCAUAUCAUUGCGAAUUAAAUCCCAUUGAAAUGGUAAAGAACAUACAAGAGUUAAUCAAACUUGGUUAUGAAAAAGUCACGAUUGAAAACUGGCAACAUUAUAUAAAUCACUUAAAGAGCAUUGAAAACAACAUGUGGAUAGCAGAUAAUCUUCAAGACGAUAUUCAAGCUUUUGUAAUUAACGUUACGGAAUCUUCUUCAGAUGAUGAUCCAGAAUACGAGUCCAGUGACAACUGAUGAACAGAUAUAAUA
Photinus pyralis (common eastern firefly) is the source of this 844-nucleotide messenger RNA. RefSeq lists its product as uncharacterized. Gene Ontology annotation, molecular function: nucleic acid binding. Bases 416 to 829 code for a protein of 137 amino acids. Lineage: Eukaryota; Metazoa; Arthropoda; Insecta; Coleoptera; Lampyridae. The transcript is spliced from 3 exons. The record is from RefSeq and is a predicted model, not a curated record.